UCAUAUCGACGGCAGCGGACAGCCUUCAACUUCGCACCGGGGUACCACAGCAUAAAACGCAUUUGUCGCCACCAAACCUUCCCGGACCUCCUUUGGGAGACAGGAGCAGAGCAAACACAGCAGCCAAUUGGCUUUUAAUCAAUGGAGCUAUUUGUAAGAGCCCGCGAGCCGUUCUAGGUAAGGUCUCGUUAAAGAUAGCAGUUUGUGUGGGCUGCCGUUGGCUCCGGUGUUGUGAAAGUGACUGCAUAGAUUAAACAAGACCUGCCGUGCUUCAGCAGCCGAGAGCGGACCGGUGGAGAUAUCUCAGACCGAAGAGGCAGCCGGAUAAAGGUGACCGGGCAGUUGACCUAACAAGUUUUGCCGAGGAUACUGGGAGGAACCAAUUCUUAAAAUGCCCGUGGCAACAUCCAGCUCUGACUCUGCCAUGCAUCAGGCCCUGGACACACUGAGUGACAGCACAAGCUCCACGACUGCCAAUGACCUGGACCUCAUCUUCCUUAAAGGCAUCAUGGAGAGCCCAGUGGCACAUGAGCAGUUUGAGGAACCCAAGCUCGAGGCCGUGAGGGAGAACAACGUGGAGCUGGUCCAGGACAUCCUCAAGGAGCUCAACCCGCUCACAAACAGGAGCCAGGCAGCCGACGAGUUAGUCCGCAUCCUGAAGGAGCCUCACUUCCAGUCCCUCCUGGAGACCCAUGAUUCCGUGGCAUCCAAAAACUAUGAGACACCUCCCCCCAGCCCCUGCUCUUUCAUGGACGCAGCCCUCAACAACCAGCCCGUUCCCCCAGACGCAGUCAGGAUGGUGGGCAUCCGUAAAGUGUCUGGCGAGCACCUGGGAGUGACAUUUCGAGUGGAAAGCGGCGAGCUGGUGAUUGCCAGGAUCCUUCAUGGCGGCAUGAUUGACCAGCAAGGUCUGCUGCACGUGGGUGACAUCAUUAAGGAGGUGAACGGCAAGGAGGUGGGCAACGACCCCAAAGUGCUCCAGGAGAUGUUGAAGGAGGCGAGUGGCAGUGUGGUGCUGAAGAUCCUGCCCAGCUACCAGGAGCCACACACACCAAGACAGGCCUUUGUCAAGUGUCACUUUGACUAUGACCCAUCCCACGAUAAUCUGAUUCCCUGUAAGGAAGCAGGGCUGAGCUUCAACAGUGGAGACAUUCUGCAGAUUUUCAACCAGGAGGACCUCAAUUGGUGGCAGGCCUGUCACAUAGAAGGAGGCAGUGCAGGCCUAAUUCCAAGCCAGCUGCUCGAGGAGAAGAGGAAAGCAUUUGUGAAGAGAGAUCUGGAGCUUGCUACCACAGGUCCUUUAUGUGCUGGGAUGGGCGGUAAGAAGAAGAAAAAGAUGAUGUAUUUGACCACCAAGAAUGCAGAAUUUGAUCGUCACGAGCUGCGGAUAUAUGAAGAGGUUGCCAAGGUCCCGCCCUUCAGGAGGAAGACACUGGUUCUGAUUGGUGCACAGGGGGUAGGCCGUCGCAGUCUGAAAAACAAGCUGCUGGUGUCGGAUCCCCAGCGGUAUGGCACCACCAUCCCCUUCACCUCCAGAAAACCAAAGGUGGACGAGAGGGAUGGCCAGAUGUACUCCUUCAUGACCCGCAGUGAAAUGGAGUGUGACAUCAAAAACGGUCGUUUCUUGGAGCACGGCGAGUAUGAUGGGAAUCUGUAUGGCACUAAGAUCAACUCUAUACAUGAGGUGAUCGAAACAGGCAAGAUCUGCAUCCUGGACGUCAACCCACAGGCUCUUAAAGUCCUGCGGACGUCAGAGUUCCUGCCCUAUGUUGUGUUCAUCGAAGCCCCGGAUUUUGAGGUUCUCAAAGCUAUGAAUAGGUCAGCGAUUGAAUCAGGAGUGGUCACAAAACAGUUAACGGACUCUGAAUUAAAGAGGACGGUGGACGAGAGUGAGCGCAUUAAGCGGGCCUACGGACAUUACUUUGACCUCUGCAUCGUAAACGACGGCCUGGAAGCGGCGUUCCGAAGUCUACGGUUGGCGCUGGAGAAACUAUCGACGGAGCAGCAGUGGGUGCCCGUCAGCUGGGUCUUCUGAAAGUCGCCAAGAGCUCACCAGCAAGGUGCCAGGGGCCACAUGUCGGAGGUCAGAGGACGGUGUGGUAGCUCGGGAAGGGGUUGUCUCCAUGCAGUCACCGGUGGUGGAGGUGUGUGGUGAAGGGCCGAGCGUCGUGAUUCAGUGCAAAUGACCAGCCUCAUGUAGAGCGUUUUUGUACAAAUUUAGUGUUCCUCUGUUGAGCCUAAUGUCAAGUUGUACUUUAUUUGUUAGAACCGGAAUCAUUUUAUUGACAUUUGUUGAGAAGGAUUUAGAGUUGACAAUGAGCUUUAGUGCAAUAGUGUGAGUGAGUGUGUGUGCGCUAUCAUAAACGUGGACAUAGACUUAGAGUAAAGAAUGUGUUUUGCAGAUAGCAGUGCUCUAUUGAAGGUUUUCGUUGAAGGAUAUUAAACUUUUUAGCCUUUCCUACUUUAUGUAGUGUAAUGUUUACAUUGGAUUGGUAGGACAGAUUGGUGAGGGAAAGAUACCAAAUGUCAUAUUUGUGAUAAAAAAAAAACCUCUAUAUUUUACCAUUUGAUCAUACAGUAUGAUUGUAUGUGUUCAGAAAUGUGCUUUACAUUGUGCGUCUCCACUCAUUUGAAAAACGAACAGCAAUAGAUAAUUUUAAACAAAAACAUAAAUACGUGCAAUACAUCUACUCACACACAAAUAAACACACAGACACUACAAAUAUACAUUUUGUGUUAAUCUUGCCGUCU
This is a messenger RNA of Epinephelus fuscoguttatus (brown-marbled grouper), 2751 nucleotides long. It is a transcript of the gene mpp2b, whose product is annotated as MAGUK p55 scaffold protein 2b. Gene Ontology annotation, molecular function: protein binding. Gene Ontology annotation, cellular component: plasma membrane; cell-cell junction. The coding region runs from base 392 to 2035 and encodes 547 amino acids. The record is from RefSeq and is a predicted model, not a curated record. NCBI's taxonomy places the organism in Eukaryota, Metazoa, Chordata, Actinopteri, Perciformes, Serranidae. The transcript has 13 exons.